CAGAGGAUCCGUCCGGUUCUCGAACUAUCUCAUUGUUUUUUUAAAAUUCUUCAUGCAAAUGUAAGAUUCUGCGCUGUUUCUGUCUCUGUUUUAUGGGUACUUUAUCUGACCUCUGUGAGGAUAUUGUUAGCAGUAUCGCAUAGGCUUUGAAAAAAUGGGUCAGUCUGGCAGUUGUGAAAGUUCUAUCCCCGAAAAGGUUACAACACUACAAGAUGAACUGUUUCGUCAAGCUCGUAGCAUUACCGAAAUAGCUAACCUCUCAUAUGCAGAGUUUCAGCAACAAUUGGGAGACUUGAACAAGUUGUCAAAGCAUUGCAUGGAUGCAGAUGGAAAGAUAAUGGUCUUUGCCGUUAAAAAAGGCAGUGACUCUACCAUUCUAUGGAGGGGAACUGUGAAAAUUGCCUGUAUUAAAAUUGACAUGUCUACAAACAAAAUCGAUACUUAUCGCCUUCUUACUCUAGCACAAUUUUUGAAGGUGUUCCGCUCUAUUCAAAGCCAGUUUGCCGCUGCACAGCAAUCUUCAAACAGAGGAUCGCGCAGUGCAUCAAUGGAUGAGUCAGACACUUCAUCUUCCUCCACCUCAUCCAGUAAAGCAAACAGCUCUCAAGCUUUUACCACCACAGAUGCCAUUACACUUCUGGAGCAGCGAGUUCAAGAGGCAGCUAGUGGCAUUUUAGAUAUUGAUAAACUGACAGAAUGCUGUAUUUGUUUGGACCGGAAGCCUGAAGUAAUGCUACCAUGUGCACAUAGCUAUUGCCUGGUGUGUUUCGAACAGUGGAAUGUGAAACACAAGACGUGCCCAAUCUGCCGUGAAGCACUUGACAGCUCAGAUGAGACUUGGGUGAUUUCCGAUUUCCCUGCUGAGAAUGAGAUCAGUGAGGAUAUUUGUCAUUCACUCAUGAAGCUUGCAUGUAGCCCUCCUGAAGAGAGCAGGUAGUAGGUAAAAUAUUCAAAACAGAUGAUGUUAUUAGGCAGCCCACACGCGGGCAAAGCUGACAGAGCAUUAAAACAUGGAUUUUUUAUCUCCAUAAAUGCAUGAAUAUGUUUGUAUGUACUCAUACAAAGAUGGAAGCAACUUGCAAAGGUACAAGUUAGAAAUCAGUAUGGACAAUCUUAAUAAUAAUGAUGUUUCUGUCAGAAUUUUGAGUGCUUGAAAACCCAAAGGUGAGCUUCUUUCCCUGUGCUCUCUCAACAAUGAUAAUAUUUGGCUUUCCCUUAACUAUCAUGACAUAACUUAUAUUUUCAUAUUGCAAUAAGAUUUUAAAUCAAACCAUAUUAUGAUAAUCGACCUGUCCUAGGAAAAUAAUUGUUACAAGGCUGGACGCCAGCCUAUUUAAGAUCAUUUCAUUGCUGGGAUCUCAGUAACAAUUCUUUUCUUAAGACUGUUCAAUAUAAAAUAUUUUCACCGUAUUAAGGCUUUAAUAACUUUCAGAUUCCUAGUGGACUCUUAUUACUUAUGGUUGUGCAACCAAAUUCUAAAAUUUUAAAACUUUUUGAUUCAUUCUUUAGUACUUUAUUAUUAAUAAAAAAGAGGUAGGAAGAACAAGUUUUGUUUUGAGUGCUGUGUAGAGUGAUCACUUUUCUCUCCAAAAUAGUAGUUGUUUGUGUACUGUGCAGUGUAGUAAAACUCAUUUCAGACAAAAUUUUGGAAACAAAUAAUCAAAAUAACUGGGGUUUAGCACCUAUGACUGAUUGCAGUCUGAAUGUUAAGUCCCAAGUAUUUCAGAAGCAUGAUUUCUGACACCCAUCUCAUCAAUACGAACAUCCCUGUAUUUUUAAUAAACCUUUUUUUUUUUUUUUUUUUUUUUUUUUUGGACUAAUUUUUGUAUACAAUAGGUGAAGAGUGUUCCUCUGUGGCAAGGAACAAUGAAGUUAAGUCAUCAAGGUUGUAAAAUUUACUAAGAUAAAAGAUUUUCAGAACUGUUAAGCUGUUUGAUAAAUUAACCCAUGUUUUGUACAGUCUAGAAUUAUUUGAGCAGUUGUCUUGCCUUGGUAUUUUGUGAAAGUGUAAGCUGCUAAGCAAACUUUUAUUAUUUUAUUUUUCCUUGUGCCUUAGGAAACAUGUAUUCAACCAAAGUUCCCUAGUUGCAAUUCCUGUGAUAGUGGAAGUGUUUAUCAACCAUCACAGCUGACCCAACAUGUCAUGGACCGAGGUAUUGUUUUUUUGUCCAAAGAGUGAUGAGAAUUUGAAUUCACUUGGUAGUUGUGAUAUUUUUAUUUAUAAAUUCAUAUUUAUUUAAGUUUACCAACUGUAAUUUACUUUGAUAUGUUUAUGUUACACUAAAGGAGGAUAAAACCUUCUGUCUAA
This is a messenger RNA of Thrips palmi, 2308 nucleotides long. Its product is annotated as RING finger protein 141-like. The transcript has 5 exons. NCBI's taxonomy places the organism in Eukaryota, Metazoa, Arthropoda, Insecta, Thysanoptera, Thripidae. Bases 155 to 937 code for a protein of 260 amino acids. The record is from RefSeq and is a predicted model, not a curated record. Gene Ontology annotation, molecular function: ubiquitin-protein transferase activity. Gene Ontology annotation, biological process: protein autoubiquitination.